CUUUCUCUUACUCUCUCUGUCUCUGGGAUUUCAAUGUGUCACUUUUUUAUUUGUUAUUCGCACCUCUCUUUUUCACAUACAUUGACUUCUUUUCUUCUGAUUUUUUUUCCUUUUUCUUUUCCUUACUUUAAACUAAAUGACAAAGUAACAUACAGAGAUUCCUGAUCUGAAUUUCUCCGAGGAGAUAGAAUUUGGAGGUCCAGGAACUGCUUCUCUGGCACCUAUUAGGAUUGGUGAUCAAUAUCUGUCAGAAAGUCAUAGGCAAAUGGAGGAAUCUUCAAAUGGUAAAUUGGAAGAGACCCAGAAAGUUGAUCUGCAGGAAGAAGAAGGUAAGAAGGCGUCUGUUGAGGAUGUUGGAGAUUCCAAUCCAGUAGGUGAAUCUGGCGGUGUUAUAGAUAUUGUUGAUAUUUCUGAGUUUCAAAACAAAAGGGAUGUGAAGAUUGAAGAUUUUUCUGAGUCUGUAGAUGAAACCCUUGGAGCGAAGGAUUCCAGUUCCAGCACCAGCAGUUCAGAUGAAGAGAAAGAGACAGCUGUGGAAAGCACUCAAAUGUUGGAUUCAGAGCAACUGGAGGAGGCAAAAAAGAUUCUUGAGUCAAUUGAGCCUCCAGCUGAUUCAGAAACAAUUGAAAGGAAUGAAAAAUCUUUCCCAUCUUUGGAUGAGCCUUCUGGUGAAUCUUCUCCUUUUGUAUCAGAUUUACCAUCAAAGGAAAUAGAUGGGAAAACAUUGCAAAAUUCUGAGAAGAGUAAUGGGUUUCCUGCAGUUGUGACAGAUUUGGCAUCACAUUCUUCAUUUGAGAACGAAAACGAGUCUAAAUCUGUUGUUGAAACUAGUGUGGUAGCUAUGGGAAUUGAAGAAACAGGAUUGACUUCUCCAGAUGAGAAAAAAGUUGAUGAUACAGUUGUGACAGAAUCAACAGCUAGAGAAGAGAAUAGUGGGCAGUCCUCUGCUCAGGUAGUAGAAUGUAAGCCUUCCAGUGACAAUGGUGGUGAAGUGUGUGACAAACCCGAGACCUCUGAAAGCACAGUGAACCCUACUUUUGUACCUGUGAGUAGACGCUCCCUGGAACCAACUUCAUGGAGGGGCUGCUGUGGACUUUUUGAAGUUCUGCGUCGAUCUAAUAGAUAAAUUCAAGAAAAGGGAAGAUUAUGCAAUAUUGAAAUUGAACUGCGUCAAGAAGAAGGCGUUCAAACGGUUAAGCAGCCCAGCCUCUGAGAUGUGUGCUAUGUGUGAGGAGUGUGCUUCUUUCUGUUGGGUGAUUAAUUAUGCUUCUAUUUGUAAUAAAUUAUUGUAUACGUUUUACUGAGAUUGUUUUCUUUUUUGCUUUUGGCCAAGAACCUUUAUUUUUUCCUCUGUUUUUUGCUACAACAUUGUUUCGCUGUUCCUACACUGAUUCACUAGUGAAGUUUUUCUUAUCCAUUGUAUUUCAUAUCUUAUUUCCAUAAAUACAUCAAUGAAUUAUUAUAA
Ziziphus jujuba (common jujube) is the source of this 1465-nucleotide messenger RNA. RefSeq lists its product as uncharacterized. The record is from RefSeq and is a predicted model, not a curated record. Lineage: Eukaryota; Viridiplantae; Streptophyta; Magnoliopsida; Rosales; Rhamnaceae. The transcript is spliced from 3 exons. Bases 266 to 1126 code for a protein of 286 amino acids.